Messenger RNA from Penicillium roqueforti, 972 nucleotides. RefSeq names its product legume-like lectin family protein. The transcript has 6 exons. Gene Ontology annotation, molecular function: D-mannose binding. Gene Ontology annotation, biological process: endoplasmic reticulum to Golgi vesicle-mediated transport; Golgi organization; endoplasmic reticulum organization. The coding region runs from base 1 to 972 and encodes 323 amino acids. The record is from RefSeq and is a predicted model, not a curated record. NCBI's taxonomy places the organism in Eukaryota, Fungi, Ascomycota, Eurotiomycetes, Eurotiales, Aspergillaceae. Gene Ontology annotation, cellular component: COPII-coated ER to Golgi transport vesicle; Golgi membrane; endoplasmic reticulum membrane.
AUGCGUCUUCCGUCUAUUUCCUCGCUUCUCUGCUUCGCGGGCUUGGUCGCCUUACCCGUGAAUGCCUACGAUGACCCAAAUAUCAAAAGCAUCCCCCUUCGCACCCAUAGCCUCUCUCCGCCAUACCUCGAUUCAGACUUCCAAAGCCGCUGGUUCGACUUCGGAGGAGAUACAGUAAUCCGCGCUGACAAAUACGUUCGCCUCACGGCUGACCGGCCAUCGCAGCAAGGAUGGAUCUCCUCCCGCGUACCUCUGACCGCAACCAAUUGGCAGAUUGAGCUCGAGUUUGAGAUCCACGGCUCCGGCAACUUGCAUGGUGAUGGAUUUGCCCUCUGGCUCACCAAGGAGCGUGCCACACAGGGCCCUGUCUUCGGUUCGACAGACAGAUUCGAGGGUCUCGGUGUCUUCUUCGACACCUAUAAGAACAACCGCCCCGGUGUGUCGUUCCCUUACGUCAUGGCGAUGAUGGGCGAUGGGCAGACCUCCUAUGACCAGGCGCAUGACGGCAAGGCGAACGAGCUAGCCGGUUGCUCUGCUCGUGGUCUCCGCAGCGCCCCAGUUCCCACAAAGGCUCGUCUUACCUACUUCCAGGACAAGUCCCUGUCCCUGGAGCUACAGUACAAGUCCGAAGACACAUGGACCGAGUGCUUCAAUCUUUCCGCUGAGGAUUCUAACAUCGCCAUCCCCUCCGUCGCAUACCUGGGCCUCUCCGCCGAGACCGGCGAGCUGAGUGACAACCACGACAUCAUCUCCCUCAAGGCCGAGAACCUAUACUCACUUAACCGCGGGAAGACCACAGAAGACCGGUCCAAGGGCCGUGUCCGCUCCUCCCCCAAGCCUGUUAAGGAGCUCAAGGAGAAGAGUAGCUGGACUUGGUUCCUCUUCAAGAUCGUGCUGUUCUUCGGCGUUGUUGUCGGUGGUUACUUUGGCUGGACGGUCUACCGGACCAAGACCCGGUCAUCGCGUUUCUAA